Messenger RNA from Podarcis raffonei (Aeolian wall lizard), 2984 nucleotides. It is a transcript of the gene CTNNBIP1, whose product is annotated as catenin beta interacting protein 1. Gene Ontology annotation, cellular component: beta-catenin destruction complex; nucleus; cytosol. The transcript is spliced from 3 exons. Lineage: Eukaryota; Metazoa; Chordata; Lepidosauria; Squamata; Lacertidae. Bases 24 to 269 code for a protein of 81 amino acids. The record is from RefSeq and is a predicted model, not a curated record. Gene Ontology annotation, molecular function: beta-catenin binding. Gene Ontology annotation, biological process: negative regulation of Wnt signaling pathway.
UCUCAGGAACUGGGAAGAGGGGAAUGAACCGUGAGGGUGUCCCCGGGAAGAGUCCGGAGGAGAUGUAUAUUCAGCAGAAAGUCAGAGUCCUGCUAAUGCUUAGGAAGAUGGGAUCAAAUUUAACCACCAGUGAAGAGGAGUUCUUGAGAACGUACGCAGGGGUAGUGAAUAGCCAACUUAGCCAACUUCCUCAGCAUUCAAUUGAUCAGGGUGCUGAGGAUGGGGUGAUGGCAUUUUCCAGAUCGGAGACUGAAGACAGACGGCAGUAGCUUGAAGGGCUGUUGGAGCAAUUCAGAGCUGGAGCAGGGCAAAUAAGCUCUAGGAAAUCGAGGAAGAUGGCCGGACAAUCAUGAGUUCCUUUGCCCUCCCCUGAUUUUUUUUGUCUUGUCCCGUGGUAGCCUUCCCCAACCCAUUGAAUUCAGUUUUCCUGUUACCUGACCUUCUGAAUGCAUUUCACAGCCGUCUGUUCUGUAUGCCCUGUUGGUGGGUCAGCAAGGCAGUUUAAAUCAAGGACAACUCUAGGAAUGCUUUCAUGAUUGGCUAAAAAAAAAAGCGGACUCCGAUUGGCUAGCUAAAGGAAGGAAACUUGACCAGUGGAAACACUCCCCUUAAUUUUUAAUUUUGUAUUUUUAAGAAUUAUUGCUGACAUCCUACUUCUAAAAGCCUUCAAGCUCUGGUGCUUAUUUAGGUCAUGCUUGUGUGUGUUUUUGGAGAGGGGCGUGGCUGUGUGAGACUGGAAAUGGACUGUUGCUGCUGUUUGCAAAAUGAGUGGCUUUCAGGUGUUUUGCUGACAUCAGUGUUUUCCUUGCUAAAAUUUGUAGGGGGAGGGAAGAAGGGUAGAGGGAAUUAACGUAUUUAGUUAUUGCUUCACAUUUAUUGUCAAGGUGGGAGGGGGAAAUGUUUUGCCAUAUUUAUUACAUGCUUGCUUGCCUUUUUUUUGAAGAAAAAAAAUGGCUUAACUGUUGACUUCCUGUUGGCUGCAGAGUCUAUAUGCAGCUGACUCUUCCACGCUGGUCUCCUCUGUUCUUCAGUUCUCCUCAAGAAAUUGUUGCUUGAAAGCAUGUUUGGUUUUCUCAAUUCUGCCCAUGCAGGAAGGAGUUGGUUGGAAGCCCUGACAGUUCGUUUAGAGUUGUGAAAAUGAGCCUCUGCUGCAAAUUUGGGCAACUCCCUUUGCACCUUGCAGAAGGCCUGUCAGUACUAUGGAGGAAUUCUGUAUUCCCAAAUAUCUGUGAGUUGCAAAGUGUCAAACUGGGAAGGAGUGCAAGCCAAUUCUUCUAGGCAGUCUGCACAGUUCGAUCUUUAACCUGUUGGCUGCUUCACAUGUGGCAGUGCGGUAAGAGCCUGAAUCGUGUAACUUUGGCCUAAUGCCUGCACUGACUUAGUGAGAUGAAAUUGACGAGUUCCUCCAAUUGGGCUUGGUUUUGUGUGCCUGUUGAUCUCUUUGGAGGCAGAGCAUAUCCACUGAAAAUAUCCAAGUGGCUUCAGGUGAUACAACCUGUUUGUUGAAAAACGGAGACAAUGACAUUAAUGCAUGUUAAAACCCUGAAGUUCUAGGAGUUGUUUUCUGCCUAUAUCCAGGAGUCUCCCCCCGUGCCAUGAAUUUUCACAGUACUUCCAAGAAGGCACCUAGGUGAGAUGGUACUGAUGAAGUAUUUGAGGGGGUGGGGAAACAUUGAAGGGGAAACUUGUGGUUUCACUGUCUUUGCAGGAGAGAUCAUUAUCUAGAGGAACCAGCUUGAGAGCCUGGCUGCGGCAAACUAGAGUUUCCAAGUGCCCUUGGCUAUGAGGGUCCAGGUGCUAUUGCUAUCUGUGUGUGUGUGUCUGUGUGUGAGAGAGAGAGAGAGAGGAGAAGAGAGGAGGAGGAAGAGAUACCAAGAAUAAUAGCAUAUGAUAAGAUAUAAUAUACAGAAAAGAGGAAUAAAGGUGAUCCCACAUUAAUUGGUCUACCUGCAAAGAGCAGGUGUUCCCUCUCUGGAAAUGAUACUUGAGUUUUGAUUUGAAACUUCAUAAAAGUUCCCAAUGUGAAAAGCCUCAGUUUCUUGGGGCUGAUGAUGACACCUGUUCAAAUAAAACCAGCAAUAAAUGCAGUUCACCCUUGCCGUUCAGGUUUUAUUCCCCACGACCGGUUUUUUAAUGUGUCAGAAAGGACAGCUCUUCAUCCCAAUUAUCAGGGUUUUGUUUUGUUCUGUAGCAUGACAAAAUGUGCAGCUUUUGCUCCAUUGAAGAGAAUCCUGGUGCUUUCCCUCACCCAAAAACUUCCAUGAUAGGGAAGUCGUAAUUUCUCUAAAUCUCAGAAUGAAGUGUGUUGUCACUGAGAGAUUCCCCUGCGCCAAGCUGUCACUUCUUUUGCAGUGGCUGGUGGAUGUGCUAGUGUCUGGGUCACCUUUCCCUACACAUCCACCUCUUUGCCAUUAGAUGAACUUUGUUAACUUAUUUUUCUCUUUUGUGUUUUACUGCAAUGGAGGCUGAACACUCCCCUGUUAACAGAAAGAAGUUCUUGUGAAAGCAUGUGGUCCAUUAAGGCUUCCCUAUCCCUGCUGUGGCAUCGCCCCAACAUUUCAUUAAUUUUUUUUGCCUCCUAGAAAUCUUCUUUUCCUAUGCUCCCCCACAGAUCUUCCACUUCUUCUUUUUUUUUUAAAAGAAGAAGCAGAAAGGCUAUUCCACCCUGUGUUACUUCUGCACUACGUAUGUACCUCUGUUGCACAGGAGUGGAUUGUUGCCCAAUUUGUGGCCGAUUCGACGACUAAAACAUCUGCUGGAAAUUCCGUGAACAAGUUCAACUGGUAGCUUGCUGGUUCAACCAGGCAACACUGUCACAGCCUUGUUGUUUGGUUGCGGCCUGUGUUCCAUUGAUAUAUAUGGCAUUUCCAAGCUGUUGCAUCUUUCUAACGAAGCAAACUUACAUGUUUCUGUGGUUUUUAAACUUUUGGAGGGCUAAAAAUGUAACUUGAAAGGGUUGAGGGAAAUACACUUUGUAAGAGCUG